UAAUCGUGUCGAUCGGUUCGCGGUUCCGAGUUGCAGCCAACGGUCGAUCCUGAACGGUUUUCCACAGAGUGUCGUUUUUCACUAGGGUUUUCUCGCCCAUUUUUAAGUAACAGUCCCCAAAAGCGCGACUCUACUAAUAAUGUCGAAGCCCCAGUCGGACGUGGAUAAGAGGAAACAGAUCAGUGUCCGCGGCAUCGCGCAGCUGGAGGAUGUGAACGAGAUCAAAAAGGACUUCAAUCGGCAUCUGCACUACACGCUCGUUAAGGACAGAAAUGUGGCCACGGUGCGCGACUACUACUUUGCCCUGGCCCACACGGUCAAGGAUCAUCUGGUGUCCCGGUGGAUCCGUACGCAGCAGUACUACUACGAGCGGGACCCGAAGCGCGUGUACUAUUUGUCGCUGGAGUACUACAUGGGCCGAUCAUUGCAAAACACCAUGAUCAACCUGGGCAUUCAGACGUCGUGCGAUGAAGCCAUGUACCAGAUGGGUCUGGACAUCGAGGAGCUGGAGGAACUGGAGGAAGAUGCCGGUCUCGGCAACGGGGGUCUGGGUCGUUUGGCCGCCUGUUUCCUCGACUCGAUGGCCACACUCGGCAUGCCCGCGUACGGUUACGGUAUUCGCUAUGAGUACGGCAUCUUUGCCCAAAAGAUCCGUAAUGGCGAGCAGGUUGAAGAGCCCGACGAUUGGCUGCGUUACGGCAACCCGUGGGAGAAGGCCCGCCCUGAGUACAUGAUUCCGAUUCACUUCUACGGUCGCGUCAUCGAUACACCCGAAGGCAAGAAGUGGGUCGACACGCAGACGGUGUUCGCCAUGCCGUACGACAAUCCGGUGCCCGGCUAUGGCAACAAUGUCGUCAAUACGCUGCGCUUGUGGUCCGCCAAGUCGCCGAUCGAUUUCAACCUAAAGUUCUUCAACGAUGGUGACUACAUUCAGGCUGUGCUGGACCGCAACUUGGCCGAAAACAUUUCGCGGGUGCUCUACCCGAACGACAACUUCUUCGAGGGCAAGGAAUUGCGCCUGAAGCAGGAGUACUUCAUGUGCGCGGCCACGCUGCAGGACAUCGUCCGGCGGUACAAGGCGUCCAAGUUUGGGUCGCGCGAUGCCGUCCGCACCUCGUUCGAAGACUUCCCGAGCAAGGUGGCGAUCCAGCUGAAUGACACUCACCCAUCGUUGGCCAUUCCCGAGCUGAUGCGCAUCCUCCUCGACGACGAGAAGCUAGGCUGGGACAAGGCGUGGGACAUUGUGGUGCGCACCUGUGCCUACACCAACCACACCGUGCUGCCGGAGGCGCUGGAACGCUGGCCGGUGUCGAUGCUGCAGUCGAUCUUGCCGCGCCACCUGGAGAUUAUUUAUCAUAUAAACUUUUUGCAUUUACAAAACGUGGAAAAGCGGUUCCCGGGCGACGCUGGGCGCAUGCGAGCCCUCUCGAUGGUGGAGGAAGACGGCGAGAAGCGCAUCAACAUGGCCAACCUGUCGAUCGUUGGGUCGCACGCCGUCAACGGGGUGGCCGCCAUCCACUCGGAGAUUAUCAAGAAGGACAUCUUCAAGUGCUUCUACGAGCUGACGCCGGAGAAGUUCCAGAACAAAACGAACGGCAUCACGCCCCGGCGCUGGCUGCUGCUGUGCAACCCGGGCCUGUCGGAUCUGAUCGCCGAGAAGAUCGGGGACCAGUGGCCGGUCCAUCUGGAGCAGCUGCAGCAGCUGAAGCAGUGGUCGAAGGAUCCGAACUUCCAGCGGGCCGUGGCUCGCGUAAAGCAAGAGAACAAGCUCAAGCUGGCCCAGCUGCUGGAGAGGGACUACGGGGUGAAGGUGAACCCGGCCUCGAUGUUCGACAUCCAGGUGAAGCGUAUUCAUGAGUACAAACGUCAGCUGCUCAACUGUCUCCACAUCAUCACGCUGUACAAUCGCAUCAAGCGCGACCCGACGGCCAACUUUACGCCGCGCACGAUCAUGGUCGGUGGCAAGGCCGCCCCGGGCUACUACAUCGCGAAGCAGAUCAUCAAGCUGAUCUGUGCGGUCGGCAACGUCGUGAACAACGACCCGAUCGUCGGCGACAAGCUGAAGGUGAUCUUCCUCGAGAACUAUCGCGUCACGCUGGCGGAGAAAAUCAUGCCCGCGGCCGAUCUGUCCGAGCAGAUCUCGACCGCCGGUACCGAGGCGUCCGGUACGGGUAACAUGAAGUUCCAGCUGAACGGUGCCCUUACCAUCGGCACGCUGGACGGUGCCAACGUGGAGAUGGCCGAAGAGAUGGGCAACGAUAACAUUUUCAUCUUCGGCAUGACGGUCGAGGAGGUGGAGGAACUCAAGCAGCGCGGCUACAAUGCGUACGACUACUACAACUCGAACCCGGACAUCAAGCAGUGCGUCGAUCAGAUCCAGAGCGGGUUCUUCAGCCCGGGCAACCCGCACGAGUUCCAGGAUCUGGCCAACGUGCUGCUGAAGUACGAUCGUUACUACCUGUUUGCUGACUACGAGGCGUACAUCAAGACACAGGAUCGUGUUUCGGCCGUAUACCAGAACCAAGCGAAGUGGUUGGAGAUGUCGAUCAACAACAUCGCUACGAGUGGCAAAUUCUCCAGCGAUCGUACGAUUGCCGAGUACGCGCGGGAAAUUUGGGGCAUCGAACCGAGCUGGGAGAAGCUGCCCAAUCCGGGCGUAGCCAAGUAAACACGGAACACGGAAAGAUCACCACCAUACCUACAGCAGCGUCCUCAAGUCAGCGUGUGUCCUCUGUCACUGCCAUCGGAAGCACCGAAACGAGGCCAUGGUGUGAGCAUAGCAAAAAAAAAAAACAAUCGUGUUUGAGAUGAGUAGCGCGA
Molecule: messenger RNA, 2820 nt
Organism: Anopheles cruzii
Lineage: Eukaryota; Metazoa; Arthropoda; Insecta; Diptera; Culicidae
Product: glycogen phosphorylase
Exons: 5
Coding region: 140-2668 (842 amino acids)
Biological process (GO): glycogen catabolic process
Cellular component (GO): cytoplasm
Molecular function (GO): pyridoxal phosphate binding; glycogen phosphorylase activity
Source: RefSeq, a predicted model, not a curated record